This is a messenger RNA of Exophiala spinifera, 1464 nucleotides long. RefSeq lists its product as uncharacterized. Gene Ontology annotation, biological process: protein sumoylation. The coding region runs from base 1 to 1464 and encodes 487 amino acids. Gene Ontology annotation, molecular function: ubiquitin-like protein ligase binding; protein tag activity. NCBI's taxonomy places the organism in Eukaryota, Fungi, Ascomycota, Eurotiomycetes, Chaetothyriales, Herpotrichiellaceae. Gene Ontology annotation, cellular component: nucleus; septin ring. The record is from RefSeq and is a predicted model, not a curated record. The transcript has a single exon.
AUGACCAGCGGAGCCAAACGUUCUUUCUUCACGAAGCCAGCUUGGGCUGCGCCGACAACCUCUAAGCCAUCGGAGAAAGAGUCCUCCGUCUUCGGGCGCACCGAUAUUUACCGCGACAUCCUUCAGGCCGAGCAGGAGAAGAAAAAGAAGGCUGCGAAACCCAAGCAAAAGACGGGGAAGCAGGAACGCGAGGAGCCUGAAACUAAGAGAAGACGGGUAUCAAUCGAGCCGGCAGAGCCACAGGAGAAGAGUGAUUUCGAGUCGGACAAUGACAGAACACACAGUCCAGCAAAUGUCAAGAAAGAGAACGGACCAGGUCGACCCGGGACCCGAAGCACCCCCCGUAAAGACAAGUUGCCAAGUGUAGGUAUUGGUCAGUCGCGUAACAUAUACAAAUCGCCCGCAGAACAGGAGAGUCCAAGGCGUAAGGUUGUCGUGCUUCAAGAUGGAGAUGAAGAGUCCGAGGAUGAUCUGGUGAUAUGGACACCUCCACCAUCCAAAGUUGGUAGCUCCUCGGCAUCCAAACGGAAAACAGAACCUCCUUCCGAAGACGAAGAGUCGGAGGAGGAGGAAGACGCUUAUGUUCGCGAGUUAAAAGCCAAAGCUCGGGAAAAAGCCAGACUCCAGCAACCCAGCAUCGAAAGAGACAGAUCCAAUACACCCCUCCGUGCAUCCUCAGCAGCAUCCGAACGUUCAAGACAUCUAUCGGUGGACAAACCGCUCAGCCGCCCUACUUCAUCAGACUCAGCACAAGGCUAUGGACGUGCGACACCAGCCUCGGAACAGGAAGACGAUCCCCAUGUCCGCAUCAUGAUCCGAUCUGAAAUCCCCAAUACGCAGGCGUUGAUAGUCAAACGCAAAGCAUCUCAACCUCUGAAACAAGUCAAAGAAUUUUGGUGCAAAAGGUGGCAACUGGAUGACAAGACGACACGCAAGGUCUUCUUCACCUGGAGGGGAACUAGGCUGUUCGACUCAACCACGAUGCGUGGAAUCCUGCUCAAGCUCAAGACCGAAUACAGAGAAAAGAGUGCAAGCUUAGGAUUGACCGAUGACGAAUUCGAUGAAGGUGUGGACCAGGACAAGGACCCAAGCCAUGGGAACAUCUUGAUCGAUGCCAUGACACCGGAGUUAUACGAAGAACAGCAGCGCCAGAAGGCGCGCGAACAGAGCCAAUCGCAGCGGGAGCAGGAGCAAGAAGACGAAGAGCAUACUGCGACGCCGGCGCCGGAAAGUGAUGGCUCCAUUGUCAUCAGACUCGUUGCACAAAAUCUAGAGCCGAUGCAGCUGCGUGUAAGGCCGCAUACGACGAUUGCGAAAAUCACACGUGGGUUCGUGGCAACGCGGAAAAUCGAUGAAGGAAAGACGGCGUACUUGAUUUUUGAUGGUGAGAGACUAGAUCCCGAGAAGACUGUCGAAGACAUCGAACUGGAGGAUGAGGACGAAGUCGAAGUUAGUAUACGGUAG